UAAAAAAUAACGUCAUGUGAAUUCUUGUUUUGGUUUGAUUAUUUAUUUGUUUACUCGUAAAAAAUAUCACAAUAGAGCUUAAUAAUUUCAUGAUUGAAGCGCUGAAGGAUGAACAUGAAGUUGAAUGCUGCGCGCGCAUCCUUGGGUCUAUAAUUUGUCGGUAAAACAGUGGACUGUAGGGAAAAUAAGUCGAUUAUCCUGCAGUCCGAUCAGGUGAACGAGAUGAUUUGUAACCGAUAGUAAAAAUUGUGUAAAUACGUACAAAGCCAUUAGAAAAUCUUGCUACUAAUACUUCGAUAGUGAAUGUAUGUAAUUCGAAACGAAAUCCAUCUGAAAGCAACUAAAAUAAAGUCCAAAUAAGAGCCUUACAAAAUGGAUGCAGAACCCAAAAGAAAACAAGUGAGCUAUGACCAACUGACAGCUCUAUUAGAUUUUCUCAAAGAACAUGAAGACUUGGCUAGGGGACUGACCAGAGGGCGCCGACGUCGGGGAAAAUUCCACACCGUGAAGGUCUGGAACAUGUGUGCUAAGAAACUGAAUGCCAUCAAAAAUGGUGCAUUGAAAGAUGGGAAGGGCUGGUCUAAGUAUUGGUGUGAUUGGAAGUACCGAGUGAGGCGGCGAGCAUUGGAAUUGAAAGCUGCCAAGGAUGGAGACAGACCACUGGCAGAAGGGAUCCUACCGUUGUCACCAAUGGAAGAGAACAUAAUAGCUCUCAUAGGAGACAGCGCCGUUGAUGGUGUGGUCAUUAUGAAUGAUCCAUUGUCUGAAGAGGGAUUUGAUGAACAUUAUGCAGUGAAUGCAGAUGGCAGUCCCAUUGACCAGUAUUAUGACCCUACAGAGCCAUCAGCCAGACGUAAAAGGCAGAAAACAUCAAAUGAUAAUGGUGCUGGGCCAAGCAGUCCACUUGACAGGAAACCAACUAUAGAUCUGGCUGCCAGUGGUGAUAACAAGGGAUUAGGCUCUGGCACACGAUCGAAGCGACGAAGAAAGCAACGCUCACCAGUCAAUUCGGACAUGGAUUACGAUGCAUCAGGCAGCAACUCAAGUUGCAAACCUGAAGUUGGACCUAGAAAUGAACAGUGUAUUGAUUCAGAGUGUGAUGACAAGGCUUCAGCAUUUCUGUCCAUUGAACGGGAGAAAGUGUUUGGUACAAGCAAGAUAAUAAGUACAUUGGAGAUGAUACACACUGAGAUAGCGCGACUGACAUCCGUCAUGGCGGACAUAAAAGACUGUUUAGUUACCAAUUACCGGCAGAUAAGUGUGACUUGAACUUAUUAUUAUUAUUAAUUAGGUUUGUGUAGCUUGUUUUCAAUGUUCAAUGUUAACUUAUAGUGAUUACUAAAGGGGAGUCUGUCAGCUAAAUUGAUAUCAGCGAAUUAAGUGUUAGACAUUGGUGUCCAGGUAUGGCACUGCCCUGGCCUGGAGAAGGAUGUGUGGUGGUUCUUAGUCAGUGAAAGUAAGAGUAAGAGUCUGACUCUCCCUCUCGCCCCUCCUUUUUCCCGGCGGGAAAAGCAAUUUGAAGGUUUCCUCCCUUCAAACAAAACACAAGUUGUUCUUACAUAUAGCCUCCACUGUAUCCAUGACAGACGAUAUAAUUUUAUUUAUUUAGAGUGGCAUAAGAAACAGCUUAAGUGUUAGCCAUACCAGGUAUUUCAAUUUUGUAUAGCGACCAUAUUUGUUCCUGUAUCCCCUAUAAAUGUGCAAAAUAAAAUAAAUGUCUUCGUAUUUACGUGAAUUGGUUUUAAGUAAUUAAUGCAACUAAACACAAUUUUUAAUCUUAUUUACCUAAGUACAGUGGUCGUAAAAUAGUACAACCAUGAGUGAGAGCGAGACGGAACAAGCUAUGAAGAAUGAGCAGGAAAGAGAUGACAUUAUAACGUUUGUUCAUUUUAAAGUAUGAGAGCAAUUUUAUGCACACUGUACCUAAUUAAAAUUGUAUCUGAUGCGAGUUUUCCUACAUAAAACAAUGUGAUAUUUUUAUUUUGUUAUUUAUUUUAUAAUUUGAUAAGUAUUUAAGAGCGUUUACGCGG
Spodoptera exigua (beet armyworm) is the source of this 2030-nucleotide messenger RNA. The record is from the annotation of a GenBank genome assembly. NCBI's taxonomy places the organism in Eukaryota, Metazoa, Arthropoda, Insecta, Lepidoptera, Noctuidae.